Molecule: messenger RNA, 3773 nt
Organism: Dendronephthya gigantea
Lineage: Eukaryota; Metazoa; Cnidaria; Anthozoa; Malacalcyonacea; Nephtheidae
Exons: 28
Coding region: 368-3163 (931 amino acids)
Source: RefSeq, a predicted model, not a curated record
AAAACAUACAUCAGAUGGCGAUCUUCAUGUACAAAUAUGGCUACAUCAUUUCGAGCAUGAUAUAAUGCAUAUUUACUUCGCGAAUUUAAUCAAUGUAACGAGGAAAGAAGCAUUGUUAUAUAAAGUUUUCCUGAAACAGGACUAAAGUUCCUCGGUUAUUAUACCGUAUUAUAUAUACAAAUAUUUUUAGGCACGUAUGUGGGUAUUUAUGUUUUGUGUACACCGUACUCUAUAUAGAGAAUCCUGACUCCUGAGCUGAUGACCAUUGAAUCAAAAUUAACAGGCUCAAAUUUGUCUUGGCUUCUGUAAAUGUUGUUUUCGAAGUUUUGUUCGAUUUUUGGUGAAAUUGACGAUUAAAGUGCAAUUAAUGGAUGACAUUCAAAGUUAUACAGAUAAGCUGAGGAAAACGUACCGACAUUCUCUUGAUGUUGUUCUACCAUUCACAAACCAGGAAGCAGUUGUGUACUGCAAUGAUGAGGAAUUUGAAAGUCUAUUGGACAAAAAACAUUCUGUUAAGGAUCUACAGACAUGUAUAUAUUUACUGGAAAGACACAUCGAUUUACAACAAGAGAUUAUCCAGGGUCUGACACAUUUACAAGAUUUACACAAAUAUGAUGAGCAAACAUCAGAGUACAAUACUAUUACAGAUAAGCUACUUACAGCUCAGAACAAACUGGCAAUGUUAAGAAGCCGAGCUGUACGAUGUUUAACAAAGCAAAUUCAACAGAGAUGUGGAGACGCGAAUAUGCAAUUGCCUCGUUGGUCAACUAGCACGGAAAAAGAUAUUAGUCGAGACUCUGUAAGCGAUCCUUGCCCUAACGGAACAAUCACACAACAAACAGAGAACCAUUCGGAUGAAAUCACGACCAUAGUAAAAUCUGAAAACCUCACAAGUACCAAUUACGAAAAUUUGAACGGCCUUGAAAAAACCUCCCAGGAAAAUGUUGAUUUCGAACGAUCGAAUAACGUCAAUGAGAAUAAUCGGCAUUUUCAAGACGCCAUCGACGGAAUUGAAAAUCACCAAUCGGAAAACCCCGAUGAACAAGGUUUUAAUGGUUCUGAUACGGCCAAUGGUUCUCAACUUUUAAAUGAAGAUAAACUUUUGCUAGAAGCUGAGGCCAGCGCGCGUAUUGCUACAAACUCUCUUCAGGAAAAUCAAGUUGUGGAAAGUCCUCAAACGGGAUUUACAACAAGCGUUUCAGAAACCCGAAAGGACGAGAUGAAUAAGACCGUUACAGAUGAAACACUUUCGGAAACCUUGUCUUUGAUCGAGUCAGAUAAUUGCAAAAGGAUGAAAACUGACUUUGAAAAUACAAAUGAAGGAAAAGUUAAUAAUUCUGAGCAACAUUCCAUUGAGCCAAGGCGAGAAGACACAAGUGUGCAGUUAUUUUUAAACGUUUCAAAGUCUUCACAAAACGACAGAGAAGCAUCUCACGUGAGCAGUAGGCAUCAUCUUGAACCUGUGGAAGAGAAAGUUACAGUUGAAGUAUUGCAGUCCAGCGUUGUUGAUGAAGUAAAUUAUGCUGAAUACAAUGCUUCGAAGUUUGUUGAAAAGAAAAAGGAAGAAGAAGUAACAUCAUCUAUGAGUAACACGAAGACAAUGAGUUGGGAUCCAAGUUUGCUUAUCAAGCGAAUUCUUGGAAAAGUGAAACCAAUUAAAACUGGACAGCUCGAUACAUCAGAUGACGAAGUGAUACAUAUGGCUGGUUACUUAGAAAAACUGCCAGUUAACAAAAAGAAGGCAACCUUGCUAAAGAGUUGGCGAAAGCGAUAUUUUAAAAUCUUUAAUGGAAAGCUGUUCUAUUUCGAGGAUCAUCGUUCUGCUGCUCCGAUCAGCUUCAUCAAACUAGGAGGUUGUACGGUUUCAGAGAUGGGAAAUAAAUGCUUGGAAGUAGUGGAGGACGAAGAGUCGGGAGGAAAAGUUUUGAUAAUCCGCUGUGGAACAUGGCCAGAACUUCAAGAUUGGAGAAGAGCCUUGGAAAGUGAAGCCAAGACUAAAAUAAAACAACAACAUUUUGAACUCGUCCAAGAGAAGAAACCAAUGAUCAUAAUCGACUUGGGUUCAUCUUCUAUAAAAGCCGGAUUUCUGGAAGAGCAAACUUGGCCACAAGUUAUAUUGCCUUCAGUUUACGCUGUAAAUAGAGACGAUAGUAAACAUCGAUUCUACGGUUAUGAAGCUCUGAAUCCUUUAGUCAGAAAUUCCGCGAGGCUUGUGUAUCCCCUUCGUUCACCUCUUACCAUCGGAAAGUCUUUGCUGGACCCAAAUGAUCUCAUUGGAUUUUUAGAGAUUAUAUUUAAGGAGCUGCAAGUUGACCUAAAUAAUUAUCAGAUUGUGAUGACAACUCCAGUCAACCUGAGAGAUCAGGACAAGGAACGGCUGGUGGAAAUUUUAUUUGAUUAUUUUCAAGUUGGCGCAGUCUACAUGAAAUGUCAAACAAUUCUUUCCAUGUAUUCCUACAGUUCGACUUGCGGAAUCAUAGUUAACAUUGGGGAUCAUAUCGAUGUUGUACCCGUGGAAGAAGGCUAUGUUGUGGAAUCAGGAGUGAAGAGUCUGCCUUUCGGCGGAGGUCUUGCCACUGAUCAUUUUUCUCGGCUGAUGGCAUCGUCAGGUUAUAGGUACUUUACUGAGGUUGAAAGUUACAUUGCUGAAUAUCUUAAAGUCAAGACGUGUUAUGUCUCCGCCGAUUUUGCCAAAGAAACGGAAGAGUUUUCAGAGAUCGAUUGCCUGACAGUGGAUAUGAGUGAAUUUGAUCUACCAAGUGGAGACAAGUUUGUAACAGUGGCUAAAGAAAGGUUUACAGCGUUUGAGGGUUUAUUUCAACCUGAUCUGUGGGGCAAAGAUACUCCAGGCCUUCCUGACCUUGUUUAUGACGCGGUUAUGGCUUGUAGCAUUGAUAGCAGGAAAGAGUUGUGCAGAAAUAUUUUCCUGAGCGGAGCUACUACAAAAAUUCCAGGAUUUAUGGAGAGAUUACAAACUGAAUUGCGUAGAAAAUUUCCGUCAUCGCUUGUUAUACAGAUCCAUGCAGCCCCUGAUCGUCAAUUUGCAGCCUUUAUAGGUGCAGCAGUUUUGGCCAGUCUCGAAACCUUUCAGGAUCUCUGCAUCACCCGUGAUGAGUGGGAAGAGACUGGACCAGAACUACUGAAGAAAUGGGAUGGUGUAUAAUUACUGGUGAAUCACUGAUUUGUUUACCCAUAACUGUAUUGACUUCAGUGAUUGGUUGGUAGGGAAGCCGGCAUGGGUACGAGGUUAGGUUAGAUAGCUGAUAACAUUCUGGAUAUAGCUUCUCAAAAAUGUGGUAUAACAGUCAUAAAAUGUCAAGAAGUGUUUUUUUCCAGACAGUUGUUAUACCACAUUUCAUAACAAGUUCGCUUAGAAACGGUUAAAUGCACACUGAAGCGUUAUCCAGGGCUAAUUUUCUGGGUUAAACUAGAUACAUCGUAGACCUCUUGCUUGCCUUGUGUAUCUGUAGUACAAUUAAUUUAUAGUUGACUGGCAACAAUAACCUUGUUGACCCAGCGGAAUACCGUUUUAUCAUGCACGAACCGCAAUUUGCGAAUUUUUUUAGCAUGUGUAUUUAACACUAUUUUAUUUGUCUAGGUUUUUUGUACAUUUUGUACGUAUAUUUAUUUUUGAACUUUUUAUAUACUGGUCUGUAAGUUUAACAUAACUGUAUUUAAUUUGGGACGGCAGUACUUCGAAUUUUGAAUAAAAAGCCUAACUUGAAACUCUAAAUUUUCCUUAUAGUUAUAACUGAUAAACAGUUUUAUAUCAC